Messenger RNA from Notolabrus celidotus (New Zealand spotty), 2628 nucleotides. RefSeq names its product titin homolog. Lineage: Eukaryota; Metazoa; Chordata; Actinopteri; Labriformes; Labridae. The coding region runs from base 34 to 2064 and encodes 676 amino acids. The record is from RefSeq and is a predicted model, not a curated record. The transcript has a single exon.
GGGUUAGUCCUACUCAACGACAAGAAAGAACACAUGGAUGGUUACACCCAGCUGUUAGACAGAGAAAGGACAAGUCUGAAAAGUCUUGUGUCAGACAUGGCCACCCAGAAAGAAGAAUUGGACAAACCAAUGCAGCUGAAGUUGGAGGCUGACAAACUUGAUCUUGAGAAACUAAAGGCAGAGCUGAGGAAAGAGAAAGAUGACCUGAACGAAGAGAAGGAAAUCUUGGCCAAGGAAAAACUGGAAUUGGAACUGAUGAGAUGUGACAUCCAGAAACAAAGUGACCUCCUGGAAGAAGAGAAAUACAAGAUUAAACAGGAAAGAGACACACUGGAAAUGACCAAGGCUGAGAUUCAAUUGGAGAAAGAAGAUGCAAACAAACUGUCAGAGGAGAUUAACGCACAGAAAACCAAGAUGAAAGAGAUGACCCUUCAGCUUGACACAGAAAGAGACCAACUUGACAACAGCAUGAACAAAAUAUCCUUGAAACAACAAGAACAAGAGCUCAAGGAAGCUGAGCUUCAAGUGCUGCAAGAGAAAAUGGAGAGCACCCAGCGCAGUGUACUUUCAGCAAGACAAGAACUGGAAGAUCUGAAGAACAAUCUCAACAAGCAGAAGGAUGAAGUGGAAGCUGGCAUGACCAUCAUCAGGGAAGAGAGACAACAACUCAAUCAGAUAAAGAUGGAUUUGGAGAGGGGAAGAGAAAUGCUCAUAACCGAAAAGCAGAAAAUAAGGUCUGAGGAGGAGGACCUGGUGAACAAAAUGAAACCAAUGGAAUUGCUCAAAGUCAAACUUCAACAGCUGAAUGAAAAGAUGAGUUUAGACCUGAAACACAAAAUGGACAGUCUGCAGCAGAAAAAUGAAGAUCUGCAAAAGCUGUACUCUGGAUUGGAGCAGGGGUUAGUCCUACUCAACAGCAAGAAAGAACACAUGGAUGGUUACACCCAGCUGUUAGACAGAGAAAGGACAAGUCUGAAAAGUCUUGUGUCAGACAUGGCCACCCAGAAAGAAGAAUUGGACAAACCAAUGCAGCUUAAGUUGGAGGCUGACAAACUUGAUCUUGAGAAACUAAAGGCAGAGCUGAGGAAAGAGAAAGAUGACCUGAACGAAGAGAAGGAAAUCUUGGUCAAGGAAAAACUGGAAUUGGAACUGGAAAAAGAUCAAAUGAAGAAACAUUGGAUCAAAGAUAUAUUUGACAAGGCAGUUCAAACAGAAUGUUUUUCAAAAAUAUGUGCACAGGAUUAUGAUGCCACUCAACAUGAUUUGUACUUCCAUACUACAAUGUCUGAAUGUGAGGAUGAUUUUAGGCAGUCAUGUGAUAUGUUAGAAACAGAACCUUUUGAACAUCAAUGUGAUGAUAAGGAGGACCAAGACUUGUCUUCUAAUAGAGAUAACAAAAAUUUCAAGAAACAUCAGGAUCUUUCACCGAUGCUACAAGUGAAUGAUGAAGCUGAAAAACAUCAGAAACUUAAACCCACAGCACUCCUCAACGUGGCAGAAGAGCAUGAACGUCUCUUGGAAGAGAAAUCAUUACACUGGGAUAGUUUACAAAACAUCUGGAGGGAAAACCAAAGUGAGCAGAAAGAGAUCAAUCAGAUGACGAGCAGGAGUGAUGAGUUAAGAAAUAACCUGGCUCGAAGAGUACAGGUAAUAAAUCAGAUUGUCAGGGGAACAGGGUUACAGAAAGCAUUUGACAAAAAAAAGCUAAAACAAAAAACUUUGGAUAGGGAACUUCAAUACUACCAAGAGAAAGACCACAAAACACUCACUGAAAAAUACACAGUGCUCCAACAACUUAAGGCUCAGAUGCUCAGUGAGAUUGAGAGACUGAACUUCAAUAAAAAAGUGUGCAGGACCCUGAUAACAAGCAACAAUCAAACAUCAGAUGAGAUUGCAACUGCAGGAAAAGCAACAAAUCAAGCCUCUACACAAACAAAUGCAGAGAAGACAAUGGUAAAAAUGACUGAAGCCGCCACAGGGACAAAUAGCAGACGCCUUUGUCAAUUAUGGCACUGCUGCUCUGGAUACUGCUGUGCCUGCUGUAAGACUGUGCACCAAAAGUAGAAAUGAGAUUGGCUGACAGGUGUUUCUGUAACUUACAACAUGUGUAUAAAUUUCUCACGUGACAUACAAGCCUGUGCCUUUUAAAUCAGGUAAUUUUGCCAGAUGUUCAAAAUUGUAUCUGUUUAAGUUCAUACAAUUGAAAAAUUUAAAAUUGCUUUCUUCUUUAAGUUUUCUUGUCAUAAAGAUUGUAAUUAUGUAUGUUAUGCUAAUUAUGUGAGAUACAAGAGUAACUGCUUCAUUUUCAGUUUGUGGUUCCUACUUAGAACCUAAUAUUAAAGGGUUUUGUAAUACCACAUAAUUGCUGAAAAUCUUGAAUAUUAAAGAUUACGCUUCAUUGAACUCAUUGAAAACGUUUUUCUAGGUUUUUGUUGAAAUGCUAUUUUUACUUUUAUUAUUUAAUCUUUCUUUGUUAAAAUUAUUUACCUAAAUAAUGUGUUUACAAAUCGGGGAAAAAAUCCAACUGAUACAACUUCUUCAAAGCAUUAAUGAGUUCCACUUGUAAAAGUUCUAAAAUGUUUUAAUGUUUGGCAAAAAAUAAACUAGUGUUUUUAAUUAUUUCUCAAU